Molecule: messenger RNA, 336 nt
Organism: Alternaria ventricosa
Lineage: Eukaryota; Fungi; Ascomycota; Dothideomycetes; Pleosporales; Pleosporaceae
Exons: 2
Coding region: 1-336 (111 amino acids)
Source: RefSeq, a predicted model, not a curated record
AUGCCGUCUGAAGUGACUGGAGCUGAGCUUGCUGCCACGGAAGAAGAAGAGGGGGAAACGGAAGAGGAAACACGGGAUGAGGUAGACACAGGCGAGGAGGCAGCCACGGAAGAGGAGGCAGCCGCAGAUGAGGAAGCAGGUGCCACCGAGGAUACGGCCGCAGACGAAGAAGCGACAGCAGACGAAGAGGCAAGUGUCAUCGAGGAAGCGGCCGCAGAGGAAGAGGCAGGUGCCGCCGAAGAAGCACUAGUUGCCGACAUAGUUGUGACGCGGACCAGUCUUCCACCGAUGAUGUUGCUGUUCGAACCGGCACUGUUGGCUGCACUCUUCAGGUAG